CUACCAUCAAGGUACGAACUCGUUCCUCGACCGUUCUCGCAGCCCCCCCUGCUGCUCGCCACUAUGCGGUCCGCAUCUGAGGCCGAGAAGUCUUGGCGUCAGCUUGACAACUUUCACUCGUUGACCGACUUGAAGAUUCACGUAUCUUCACACAAGGAACCGCGGCUUACUGCAGGUCUUCGUUCGGUCUGCUGGAAGAUCUUCCUCGUUUUCAAGACACUCGACCGCUCGUCAUGGCCAACCCACCUUGCCCAUUCCCGCAAGACCUACGAGUCCCUGCGCACACACUAUCUUCGCGCGAUACAGCACCCUGACGAGUUCGAGUCGUCCGUAGACCCAUUGACCGAAAUCGACGAGUCCCCAUGGGUAGCCCUCCGCGCCGACGAAGAUCUCCGCGCCGAAAUCUUCCAGGACAUCGAGCGGUGUAUGCCCGACAAUGUAUACUUCCGGCAGCCCGCAACUCAGAACAUGAUGUUGGAUAUACUGUUCGUGUGGUGCAAGUUGCAUCCAGACAUAGGGUACCGUCAGGGCAUGCAUGAGAUCCUCGCACCGUUGCUUUGGGUCGUGGAAAGAGAUGCUAUAGAAGCGACAGGCGGAAAGGCAGGUACCACGGACGGUACACUCGCAGAUAUGAUGGAUUCGAGAUACAUUGAGCACGACACGUAUACCCUGUUUUCGCUCAUCAUGCAAACGGCCAAGUCAUUCUAUGCGCCUGCAGAGCCGGGCUCGAUAACGACAGACACGCCGAUGCUUGCCCGAAGCUCGAGAAUCUUUGAAAGAUACCUGCCAAAAGCUGAUCCAGAGCUUUUUGCCCACCUCACGAAGCUCGAGGUUGUGCCUCAGAUAUUUCUUCUACGGUGGAUACGCCUCCUCUUUGGGCGAGAAUUUCCCCUAGACUCCGUCUUCGACAUGUGGGAUGCAUUGUUUGCUAUCGAUUCAUCGCUGGAACUUGUUGAUAUGAUCUCCAUAGCCAUGCUGCUGCGGAUACGCUGGGAUCUGGUUGCAGCCGAUACCAACGAGGCCUUUACUUUGUUGCUAAGAUAUCCCGAGCCCCCAGAACCCGCCUACACUUUUAUCAAGGAUGCUUUGUAUCUUCGCGAUCAUCUCACUCCACAGGGAGGCGCUGAGAUCAUUUCGCGCUACGGAAAGCAAGCACCCGUGAUUGAGCUAGAAGCAUCACCAAAUAUCCGUGAUGCAUCGCCAUCGCCAUCCUUUGUUUCUAGCCGAACACGACAUAAUCUAGGAUCGCCGAAAAGUAUCGUGGGCCAGCAAGGAGCUGGGAUCGAAGCCUUGCUACAAGGUGCUGCGAAGAAUGUCUUGGAACGCGGAUCGCAGUGGGGAGUCGGCAAAGCUCUCCGCGAUGCUGUGGGCGAAGUGCGGAAAAACGUCGAGGCUUACCAGUCAGGCACAAAUUCAGGCCAGACAACGCCAAGAUCUGGAGGGAGAGAGUUUCGAAAGCCUGCGCAGAUCGGCACAGCCUCUAAUGCGCGACCAGGUCUCGAGCGCAUGUAUUCUGGUAAUGCAAUGAAGAAGAUUGAAGAGCUGGAUAGGAGAAACAAGAGCUUAGCAAAGAUGUUGGAAGUUGCCGUGGGCGACCUCUGGGAGUACCACAGGGAGCGCAACGAGGAGCAAAAGCCGAAAGAGGACGACGAAACGGGAAAGGCGGCCAUGGAAGCACUGAGUCUUGCUAUUGCCAAAGUGCAGUUCGUGCAGGUAUAUCUCGAGGACUCGUCGAUACCACUUCCCAUCGACGAGGUUACCGAACAAGCAGCCACUGCAAAGGCGGCGGCAACUCUCACGUUCUCACAACCACAGUCGCCUGUACCUCCAGAGCGGACGUCAAGUGUGCCACCAAUAUCAGUAACCACCACCUCUGAACCCUUACCGAUGGCAAGCGCCACGACCAAGGCUCUAUCACCAGCAUCGCAGUUGUCAACAAACCUAUCCCCGCGCUCUCGGCCUCACCUCACAUCCUCGAACUUCUCAUGGAUGCUCGGCGAAGACUCGGCGUCUUCCAACUUUGCUUCGGGCACCACGCAUUCGACCUUUUCAUCCGACGAGAAGAGGCGAAUGAAGGGCAAGGGUUUCUUGUUUGGAGAUGGAGACGACGAUGGCAAUGCCAAGGAGGGGAAAAGAGGGAGUGUCAGCAGCAAAGGCAGUGCCAAAAGUGGGAAGACUGCAAAGGGGAAGCAUGUACCCGAGGUAGAGAUUGAAGAGGAGAUUAUUGACCUAGAUAAUAUGGGGAAAAGAGGCGUGAUGUAGACCUGGCCGCCGAGACGGAUCACACUUGCAGCCACCGCCAACGUGGCUGUGGCACGCCUCCACUUCGCAAAUAGACUAGGAGGCCUUACUCAAGCUCCAUUCUGUAGCACCAGUCCAUGAAAGUUUCAGUGCGGUAAGGGAAGAGUCCUCCGUUUGUAACGUGUUGACAACUAUAUACAAACUGUGUUAACAUUACCUCGUUCUAGAGAGUUGGGGCAUCUAUCGGGCAUGCAACUUCGAAGCUCAAAUCUUACAUAAUGAAGGAGUAGUAGGGUUACAGUAUUUAAACGUCAUCUUCCUCUUUCAAACAUGCACAGCGGGCCAUCUCAUACUCUGUUUAAGCCACCUUCUUCCAAGCAGC
Molecule: messenger RNA, 2623 nt
Organism: Cucurbitaria berberidis CBS 394.84
Lineage: Eukaryota; Fungi; Ascomycota; Dothideomycetes; Pleosporales; Cucurbitariaceae
Product: RabGAP/TBC
Exons: 5
Coding region: 64-2262 (732 amino acids)
Biological process (GO): activation of GTPase activity
Molecular function (GO): GTPase activator activity
Source: RefSeq, a predicted model, not a curated record